UUUUAUAGCCAUUUUAUUUUGAAACUUCAGACCGGGGCUUUGGGGUUUUAAUCCCGGCAGCUUAAUAUUGCUGCGAGCGAGCAGGCGGAGAGGAACGGCAUCUAAAAACCGACUUGGAAAAACUACUUAGCGUGCUCCUGUCUUGGCCUUGAGGAGGCACCAGCAUGAGUCAGGAGUUACCGGAGUCUGACAGAGACUCCGCGCAGGAUGUCUCCGACUUCAACUGGGAUGACUACCUGGAGGAGACGGGAUCCGUUUCUGUGCCCCAUCACGCUUUCAAACAUGUGGACCAGGGCCUGCAGACUGGACUGACUCCGGGCAUGAAGCUGGAGGUGUGUGUGCGCUCAGAAGCCGACAGUCCUUACUGGGUGGCCAGUGUCAUCACCACAUGUGGCCAGCUGCUGCUCCUGCGCUACGAGGGUUACCAGGAUGACAGGCGUGCAGACUUCUGGUGUGACAUCAUGGCCGCAGACCUCCACCCACUGGGCUGGAGCCGCCAGCAUGGGAAGACCAUGAGGGCCCCUGAAGGUGUGCGUGAGAAGCAUCAGGACUGGGAGGCUGUUCUGGAGAAGGCCCUGGCUGAGGAGUGCAGUGCGCCUGCCAAACUGCUGGAAUUGCCGCAGCGUGGCAGAGACCCGGUGGAGCUCCUGUCUGCAGGCUGCUACGUGGAGCUGCAGGACAAUGUGGACCCGGGGCUGGCCUGGGCAGCUGAGGUGGAGGAGAAUGUCGGAGGGCGGCUAAAGCUUCGCCUUAUAGGCACAGAGGGCCUACCCGACACACCCGCAACCCUCUGGCUUUUUUACCUCCACCCACGCCUCCACCCACCAGGCUGGGCCGCAGAGCAUGGCUGCACCCUCAGGCCUCCCUCAGACCUGUUGGCCCUGAGGACAGAGGAAGAGUGGGAGGAGGUGCGACAGAGGAUCAGUGACCUGCCACAGGAUGAAGCUCUGACUGCAGAGUUCAGUAAGGAUCAGCCUGCCAUCGCUGCUCAUUGUUUCAAGGAAGGUAUGAAACUGGAGGCUGUUGACCCUGUUGCUCCUAUUUCCAUCAGGCCUGCCACUGUCACCAAGGUGUUCAAUGAGCAGUACUUCCUGGUGACAAUGGACGACCUCUGUGGUAUUGAGGAGUCUGAGGGUGCUGGAAGGUCUUUUCUGUGCCACAGAGACAGUCCAGGGAUCUUCCCUGCCCAGUGGAGCCUCAAAAACGGACUGCCUCUCAGCCCCCCAGCAGGUUACCAGGGUCCAGACUUUGACUGGGCAGAUUACCUGAAACAGUGUGAGGCAGAGGCAGCUCCUCAGCAUUGCUUCCCAGCUGAGCAGUGUGAGCACUGCUUCAAAGAGGCCAUGAAACUGGAGGCUGUCAACCCCCUGUCACCUGAGAACAUUCACGUGGCCACUGUCACUCGGGUCAAAGGGCAAUAUAUUUGGCUCAGCCUGGAAGGACUAAAACAGCCAAUGCCAGAGCUGAUAGUUCAUAUGGACUCACUGGACAUCUUCCCGAUCAGCUGGUGUGAGACAAAUGGCUAUCCGCUCAUCCACCCCAUCAAACCCACAGUGGAAAAAGAGAAGAAGAUCGCCGUGGUGCAGCCUGAAAAACACCGAACUUCACCCAAGUCCUCAUCACCUGAUGCUGUCCGACAGCAGAUGGGCUUCCAGUCAGAGACAGGACAGGGGAAUGGAAAAUACUGCUCUCCCAAGAUCUACUUCAACCACCGCUGCUUCUCUGGACCUUACCUUAACAAGGGCCGCAUCGCAGAGCUGCCUCAGUUCAUCGGCCCAGGGAACUGUGUCCUGGUUCUCAAAGAGGUACUGACCCUGUUGAUAAACUCAGCAUACAAACCCAGUCGUGUGCUGAGGGAGUUGCAGCUGGACCAGGAGAGCCGCUGGCAAGGCCAUGGAGAGACACUCAAAGCCAAGUACAAGGGAAAGAGUUACCGGGCCACGGUGGAAAUAGUUCGCACUGCAGACCGCGUAGCAGACUUCUGCAGGAAAACUUGCAUCAAAUUGGAGUGCUGUCCCAACCUGUUUGGACCUCGUAUGGUUCUAGACCACUGCUCAGAGAACUGCUCUGUCCUCACCAAGACCAAAUACACAUAUUACUAUGGAAAGAAGAAGAGUAAACGUGUGGGCCGUCCACCGGGUGGCCACUCCAACCUCGAGGGCGGAGUGAAAAGAAGAGGCAGGAGGAGGAAGAGGAGGAAGCAGCUCUUUGUGCAUAAGAAGAGGCGAUCCUCGGCGUCAGUAGACAACACACCCGCGGGAUCUCCUCAGGGCAGUGGAGAGGAAGAAGAUCUGGAUGAAGACGACUCGCUGAGUGAAGACUCUGGCUCAGAGCUGCAGGACGAUCUUCAAGAUGAUUCUGAACAAUCGUUUGGGAAGUCUCAGCCCACCACUCCGUCCCCUUCCCCUCCAGCAACACCCAGGCCCAGCCGCCGGCGUCGGAAACCCCGCUCACCCUCAUUCUCUGAUGAUGAGAACAGACCUCCUUCACCAAAGACCUCAAAGACUGAGCCCCCUCAGAAAUUGUGUUUGGACACAAGCCCCCUGGAGUGGAGCGUUACUGAUGUGGUUCGCUUCAUCAGGACCACCGACUGUGCACCUCUUGCACGGAUUUUCUUGGAUCAAGAGAUUGACGGGCAGGCGCUGCUGCUGCUGAACCUCCCAACAGUGCAGGAGUGUAUGGACCUGAAGCUGGGACCAGCAAUCAAGCUGUGCCACCACAUUGAAAGAGUCAAGCUGGCAUUUUAUCAACAGUUCGCCACGUAGCUGACGGGGAAGGAACAGGGACUUGAUCACAUCCUGAACUGUUUAUAAUCCUGUGACAUAACACUGUAUUUUCCUCAAUCUGGCUUUUAUAACACUGGACCUCCUUAACAAUCCUCACAUCACGUCAUGUCCGUGAAGACAAGUUUCUGUCGCUUGGAAAAUUAACAAAGAAAACAGAAGACCUUCAUAGGAUCAAAAAAAGUUCAGGUGCUCUUCAGCAAAGGCACAAGGGGGGACUGAAAAACAAAAGAAUUCAAGAAAAUGUUAUGCCAUAAAAUGUAAUGCAUUGAUUAAAUCCAUUCAAUAACAAUGCAAAAACAAAGCCCUUAUAAAGGCCUUGCAUUCACACACAUGAAACACUUUUAUUUCUAGCUUGGUUUAAAAAAAGGUGUUUUAAAUUAUUUGUGACUGCUGAGAUAAUUCUCAUGUUUUUAAUACGAUAAUUCCCUUCCUGUUUCUUUAGGGGGAAUAGUGACUAAGCACCUGUUCUAAAACUACAUCCUAAUGCUCUGUGUUUUUAUGAUGUUCAGUCUGCACUUCUGUCUGUCAAAGCUAAUACCUCUACAUACUAAGAUCUAUCAAAUUUGUGUCUUGUCAACAUUUGCCAUUAUCUUCCACUGUCAAAACUGAAGUAAUCUUGCUCAAAUCUGGUGAAGUAUAGUUUUGCUUUAAAAAAUGGGCAAUGUUAGUGGUGCAUGAACACAGCGUAUAUCAACUUACGUACACUGAAGAACUUCAUCACAUUGUUUUCACAAUAUUCCUGUGUAGGAACAACAGAUUUGGAGCCAUUGUCUUAUAGGUUUCUUGGUUUAAGACAGUCAAUCAUUUCUCAAACAGCACCCAAAGAUGAAGCAAAGACUAAAGUAGUUGAAACACAAAAAAAAGAAAAUGUUUAAUUAAUGCAGUUUGCCUAUUUCUUAAAGCCUGAGGUAGUAUUCAACUAUAUAUACUGCUAAUAUAUUCCAACAAACAGUCAUAGUGAAUUGUUGCAUGAAAGCAGUCUGAGUUUAGUUUGAACAUUAAAUAUUUAAACUGUACUCAUCACACCAUUUCCACACAUCGUGCUGUAGAUACAAUUUCCUUUACAGAUGCAAAGGGGUCCAUUUUCUAAAGCAAUCAAAUUGCUUUCUUGUUCAAGCUUCUACAAUGUGUAAGAGCUGUGACAGUUUACAUUGAUUCUGUAUGAAAGCACAAGAAAACCAUGUACUAUAUGGUUUUAUGCAAAUAACUGCAUGUUUGUAUAUAGUGUAUAUAAUCGAAUGUCUUCUAGUGCAACAGGGUGAUCAGAAAGAAAAAAAAAUAUUGAGCAAAUAACUUUCAGCAUAAGCAAUGUGUAAAUCUUAAACAUACAGUAUAUUUGCACACAAUAGACUUAAACUUUCUCAUGGAGAUAUAGUUUGAACAAAUUCAGCUACAGUGGAUUUCUUGAGCCGUUUCAUAUCAUUGAAUUGUCAUUAUUUUAACAGUAACCUUAAUAAAUUAAAGUUUAAAGCUAGAG
Molecule: messenger RNA, 4263 nt
Organism: Labrus mixtus (cuckoo wrasse)
Lineage: Eukaryota; Metazoa; Chordata; Actinopteri; Labriformes; Labridae
Gene: sfmbt1
Product: Scm like with four mbt domains 1
Exons: 21
Coding region: 165-2765 (866 amino acids)
Biological process (GO): regulation of DNA-templated transcription
Cellular component (GO): nucleus
Molecular function (GO): transcription corepressor activity; histone binding
Source: RefSeq, a predicted model, not a curated record